AUGGCCGCCUUCUUCAAGGAUAUCCUGGGUGGGGCAAAGGCGAGUGUGUCUUCGGUCGCCUCCAGCAAUGACGACUUUGCCGACUUUGCGACAGCAGCAGCACCGCAGGCAGCCAGCCAUGUCGCCUCCUCCGCUGCCUCCGCCCUCUCCGACGCCGCGGCAACUUCCACCGCGCAAGCAUCAACACCGGGCUCCUUCUUCAACAUCAACGCCGGUUCCAUGGCCGGCCGGCCGUAUACGAAGUGGUAUCGCGUGUGGGAACGCGUAACGAUUGCCGACUUUUACCAGGAACUCGCCAUCAUCCCGAUCCUCAUCGUAAUCAUCCUCGUCAACCUCUGGGGUGCCAACGCAAACCGCUCCCGCGCCAAGGAUUGGGCUCGUACCUAUCUCCCAAUCCUCAGCGCCGAGUUCGCCGCUGUGGGAUUUGGUCGCAGCCGGCGACAGCCAUCUAUCGAUGAUGCCGAUCUUUUCAAGGAGAAGAGCAAGAACGAGUUCACCACCUACUGCUCUGGAAGGCAGAAUGUUGCUACUCUGGACAUCAAGCUGAGUCUGUACAAGAGGUACAACCCAGUGCUGUGGUUCGGUGAGCUAGCUCUGAGCUUCUUCUUCGACUCUUUCACCGCCCCGGUGGAACGAAUGGAGGCUAUGGCAACUUGCUUUGACGGCAAGGAGAAGAGCCUAGUGCCCGCGYAGGCUCAGGGCCAAGGUCUGGCUUUGGGCGGCAGCAGUGCGUACGACGGCUUUGUGUGGGCUAUUGUGCACAAGGACAAGAUGCGGGCGUUGAGAGAGGAGAGAUACGACGUGAGCUUGACUACAACAAAGGACCACCCGAAAUUGCCAGCUUGGACUACCGUUAUGAGCKAGAGCUCCGAGAUCACCGACGCCCUCCUCACCCCUGAGCUGAUCAAGGCAGUCACGGAAGCAGGUGAUGAUUUGGAGGCUUUAAUCAUCUCCGAUCAACCGGUGGAUGCGCCGAGGAAACUGAACGACACCAUCGCGCCAAAACGCAUCUCUCUUGCAACUCGCCUACCUGCUUCAGGGGCUCCACCCUCGGCUUUGUUCAACUACUUCCUCCGUCUUCCCGACUUGCUGGUUUCUCAGGCUCACUUCCGUCCCGAAGCCAUGCGCAAAGUUCGGGCAACGCGCGAGGAGGAGGUGCGCAAGAUUCGUAAAGCCGAUGAGGACGAGAAGGCGGAAGAGAGACGGAACGUCACAGAGAAGCUGAAGAAGGAGGAGCGCGAGAGAAAGUUGAGCGCGUUGAGUGCGACUGAUCAAAAGAAGUUCUUGGAGAAGGAGAAGGAGAAGCAGCAGAGAAAGCAACAGAAGAAGCAGAGCGUGAAGGGCUAG
Molecule: messenger RNA, 1347 nt
Organism: Ramularia collo-cygni
Lineage: Eukaryota; Fungi; Ascomycota; Dothideomycetes; Mycosphaerellales; Mycosphaerellaceae
Exons: 3
Coding region: 1-1347 (448 amino acids)
Biological process (GO): endoplasmic reticulum calcium ion homeostasis
Cellular component (GO): endoplasmic reticulum
Molecular function (GO): calcium ion binding
Source: RefSeq, a predicted model, not a curated record